Molecule: messenger RNA, 2294 nt
Organism: Pogonomyrmex barbatus (red harvester ant)
Lineage: Eukaryota; Metazoa; Arthropoda; Insecta; Hymenoptera; Formicidae
Product: spondin-1
Biological process (GO): cell adhesion
Cellular component (GO): extracellular matrix
Source: RefSeq, a predicted model, not a curated record
CGCAAGAAGCUCUCUACGGCGAAACUACUCCCGGCUUUGCGUUCCCUCAAGAUGCCCCGUGGCACGUGGCACCGGUGGUCGGUGCUCUUGCUGCUCCUGCUCGCCACGAGAUUCCUGUCCGUGCACGGCCAAUGUGGAUCGUACACCCAGGAUCGGCAAGAGAAGCAGGACAAGCAGGACAAGCUGGCCCUCUACAAGGUCACUCUGAGGACCUACUGGUCGAGGGCGCGAUUUCCGCGACAUUAUCCGGAGUGGAAGCCUCCUGCGCAGUUCGGCAAGUUGAUCGGUCGAACGCAUGACUCGACUUACACUCUAUACAGAUUAGGCGAAAGAUUGUCUACGGGCGCAAGAUUGUACGUGGAAACCGGAAGAGCCGACGGAUUGGACGCGGAUGGAGAUUCGCCAAACAGUCUUCACUCAUUCACUGGUCCACCGAUUCCUCAAGGAGAGGGCAUGAGUAUCACUCGGGCUUUCUUGGACGGCAAUCAUACUCUAAUUAGCAUUAUGGCGCGCAUCAAUCCCAGUCCCGAUUGGUUCGUAGGCGUGGAUUCCUUCCAGUUGUGCGUCGAGGGCAAUUGGGUCGAUACCGUUACCGUAGAGCUCGACCCGCUGGAUGGGGGCACGGAUAACGGCUUCACAUUCACGGCUGCCAACUGGCCAACGCAGCCCCAAGGAAUCGCUUACAGGAUCACAUCCCGAUAUCCGGCACAUCCCGCGGGAAGCUUCUAUUAUCCGAAUCUACCUCGUCUACCGCCGAUAGCUACCCUCACAUUCACCAAGCUGCGCGAGUACACCCUGACCGAAUCGUAUCACGAAGACGACGUCGAAGUGGAAUUCGUCAGCAAUGACAAUCUGCAAGCGAACAGCGAGAUUCCCAGAGGAAUCGAUCCGAACAGGGACCUAAACGAGGCCAUAGCAGAGGAACGAAGGGAAAUGGACACCCAGAGAUACAGAUAUUGGAGCACGACUGGGAGUGGACAGCAGCAAGUCGUGACGGACAUUCCGCGAGACAACAAGGCGGCGAUCAUCAACAGCAUCGCCACGUCAUACGCGUUGCAGAGGCCGAGGUACACCGCGACCACGAUACCGCGAACAUCGAAGAUAGCUGUCGACGGUAAAACGAGAUACAGCGAGACAGGAAAGGUCGACUGGCCGUAUUACCAGACGUACAGGCAAACAGCGGAGGCGCAAAAGGCGCAGAUCUAUGAGGACAUCCAGAGAAAGAUUGCCAACGCGUCGAACGUGUCGAGUACAGGCUACUCAUUCGCGAACAACGUCACCAACUCGGCGGAUCAGCGCCAACAUAGAUUCAGAAUGAAGCAUCACGGAUUGACAUCCAAAGGCAAACGAGUUAGAACUCGUGCACCGAGAGAUUGCAAGGUCGGUGAUUGGGGCCCGUGGAGCGCGUGCAGUCGCAGCUGCGGAGUGGGCGAAACCCAGAGGACGCGGAAAGUCACGAUAAAGCCGCGCCGAGGUGGCAAACUGUGUCCGCCGCUAAAGGAAACCAAGUGGUGCGGUAGCAUCAAUCCGUGUUCGGAGAGCAAGCCGAUCAUCGAUUACCAUUGGUAGUCAUCGUCCGUGUCGGUUCCCUUCCACGAACACGUGUACCAAAGUGACUCGCUCACGGACGAAAGAUCGUGUAAGUCAAAGAGACAGGCAAGACGAGCGAGAAGCGACUUAUGCGAAAAAUGCACGCUGGGACGCAAAUAUAAUUAAAUAUGGGAAAUUCGAUAAAUGGAAAAUAAUAUAGGUUGAAAAAAAUAUCUUUUUAUAUCUUUUUCAGUAGAGAGAUUCAUCGCAACGACAUGACUGUUGUAUUUAUGGGACAUGUCAUGUCAUGUUUUAGAAAGAAUAGCGAUCCGCGUGGUUUGACAAUAUACAUUACAAAAUUCAUAAUUUCAUUCAAAAUUCAUAAUUUUAUCUAAUAUUUUAAGAUAAAGGAAUUAAUAACUGUUGCAACAACAACAUACACACAUUGGUAUUUAUUCAUUGGUAUUCAUACAAUGAAAAUAUCGUAUGCUUCAUACAGACGACUAAUGAUCAUGCACGACGUAACUCGAUCUCAUCGCUAUUAAAUUCUGUUCGAUAUAACGAGUGGCCAGUAUAACAAGGAAAGACAUAGAGUCAUGUAAUUGAACAGUAUGAUAUAUUUCAUUACAAUUAGUAUUCGCAACCAUUGCAUAUUUUCGUGGCAAAGCGGAAAAGCAUUAUCAUAUACCGCGGCUUUAUUUUAUUCUCUUGUAUUUAUUAUCGUUUGAUGUACAUUCGUCGCGCGAUGCGUGUGUGUGUGUGUG